AUGGUCAAGUUUACCUUCAGCGUGCCCCUCGGGGCCUUGUUCAAAUACAGGCCAGCCAAGUUCAACGCCCUGCUCGAAAAGGAAAUCAGAGCCAAGUUGGACUCGUUACCUUCGGUGUCUAAAAUCUACACCAAUCCAGAUGGCUCGCCCAGAGUUCCCUCCGACAACGAGUUCAGAACGAUCGCCGAGUUGCAGAACAUGUACUACCAAAGAAACAUGUCGUUGUGGAACUUCAUUUUGCCCGGCAUUCCCAGAGAACAGGCCGAGUUGUUCAGAGACAACAGCCAAGACUUACAGAACUUCCAGUUCGUCAGCAAGGACGCCGGUAAGAUCAUCGACAAGAUUCCUUACAAGGACGAGGCUACAGGAGAGCUAAAAUGGCGCAUUGUCCGCGAGACCGAGAAGGCCGAGGGCUGGGAGAUCCCCUACUUCUACAUUGUGUUGCCUGCGUUCGUUUACCUUGCCUAUGCCAAAUACACCUCGCACAAGAGAAAGCAGGAGCUUGAAGGUCCAGCCUGGGCCGAGAAGGAGUUGCGUUUGAGAGCCAUGGAGGAGUACUUCCACGGCGACACAGAGAAGGCCAAGAAGUUCUUGUCCGACGAGGGCAAGUCCGAGAGAGAGAUCAAGGACAGAGACGAUUUGGUGGUCGCUCGUAUUUUGGCCGGUGACUACGACCGUUUGGGUCAAUUGAAGAAGAAGCAGCCUGUUGUGGCACUUCCUGAGGCCACUCCUCAUGAGAACAUCCACGUUUAG
Molecule: messenger RNA, 753 nt
Organism: Australozyma saopauloensis
Lineage: Eukaryota; Fungi; Ascomycota; Pichiomycetes; Serinales; Metschnikowiaceae
Exons: 1
Coding region: 1-753 (250 amino acids)
Source: RefSeq, a predicted model, not a curated record